AGGCGUUGAGUCCAUCUGAUGCAGUGAGAAAAAUUUGAACGGUUUUACCUUCAUAGGUAUUUGGGUUGUGUGUUUUAUGUAAGGACGUUUUGGACAUUUGCUAGGAGUCUAUAUAUAUUGUGGAUAGGCUGUUGGGGCAGCCAUCUCUUGGUGGAGGUCCCUCUUAUUUGUUUGUGAGAGAGAUUUUAUUAGGGUUAGAGAGGGAGAGAGGAGAGGCGCUUUGUUUGAGCUUUUUGCCAUCCAAGCUUUGAAUGAUGCUAGGAGUGGCUUGUAACCUAGCAUCUUGAGAUUGGCCGGCAGGGUGCCUGAUUUUCUUUCAUUCCAUCACUACGGGCAGAUAUAUAUUGUUGGUCCUGAUGAUGCCAGGUAUAAUUAAUAUGGUUUUCCUCUCGAUCUGCUAGCUUAGUCAUCUACCCACAGCACAAUACAAUGGCGCUCAGCGAGGAGAGCAAGGACGUGCUCCAAGCCCAGGUCGAGCUCUGGAACCAGAGCUUCAGCUUCAUGAAGUCGGUGGCGCUUGCAGUUGCCUUGGACCUCCGCAUCGCCGACACCAUCCGCCACCACGGCGGCGCCGCCACCCUUCCGCAGAUACUCUCUGGGAUUGGCAUCAACCCGUGUAAGGUUGCUGGCCUCCGUCGCCUCAUGCGCGCUCUCACCGUUGCGGGAACAUUUGCCAUCCAGCCACCGGAAACCUCGUCAGGCGGGCACGACGAGCCUCUCUACAAGCUGACGACAGUGUCCUGCCUCCUCACGAACGACGGCGACGGCGAGAGCACGGCGAGCUGCUUGUUCCCUAUGUGGAACCACGUGCUCAACCCUUUCCAUGACUCGGUGCUCAGCAUGGGCCUCGCCGCGUGGUUCCGGCACGAGGAGCCCGGCAAGUGCCCGUACGCCCUGAUGCGCGGCGCGACCGUGUGGGAGAUGUGCGAGAGCAGCGACGCGCUGAACGCGUCCAUCAACAACGCCAUGGCCGCGGACAGCCGCUUCCUGAUGCGGAUCGUCGUGGAGGAGUGCGGCGGGAUCUUCCGCGGGAUAGACUCGCUGGUCGACGUCGCCGGCGGGGUCGGCGGAGCCGCCGCUGCCAUCGCCGCCGCGUUUCCGUAUUUGAAGUGCAGCGUGCUGGAUCUACCCCACGUUGUCGCCAAGGCUCCGUCUGUUAGCAACGUGCAGUUUGUCGCGGGAGACAUGUUUGAAAGCAUUCCACCUGCUAAUGCUAUCUUCCUAAAGUAUGUCCUGCAUGACUGGGGCGAUGACAAGUGCAUCAAGUUACUGAAAAAUUGCAAGCAAGCUAUCCCUUCAAGAGAUGCAGGCGGAAAGGUAAUAAUAAUAGAUAUGGUAGUUGGAUAUAGGCCAUCAGACGUUAAGCUUCUAGAGACGCAAGUUUUGUGUGAUCUGGAUAUCAUGAAAAUCGGUGGAGUUGAACGAGAGGAGCAUGAGUGGAAGAAGAUAUUCCUUGCAGCUGGAUUCAAGGACUACAAUAUCAUGCCACUUGGUCUCCGGUCGCUUAUCGAGCUCUAUCCAUGAAUGCUCACUCAACAAGUCUGCUAGAUAAAUAAAAGCAUAUGGCAUGUGAGCGUACCAGUGACUUUCUGCCGUUGGACUACUAUAGAUGCAGUUUCAGAUUUCAAAUCCAGUCACUUUGAAUCUAUUCAAACAAAUUGUGACCUGCCCUGCAAAGGAGCAUGAUUGAUCUUUGGAGUCACUAUUGAGUAAUAGAGAUUUAAAUUUAUUUUG
Molecule: messenger RNA, 1734 nt
Organism: Panicum hallii
Lineage: Eukaryota; Viridiplantae; Streptophyta; Magnoliopsida; Poales; Poaceae
Product: 5-pentadecatrienyl resorcinol O-methyltransferase-like
Exons: 3
Coding region: 430-1524 (364 amino acids)
Biological process (GO): methylation
Molecular function (GO): protein dimerization activity; S-adenosylmethionine-dependent methyltransferase activity; O-methyltransferase activity
Source: RefSeq, a predicted model, not a curated record